CUUCCUACUCCUAUACAGUUGAUCAUCAAGCACAUCAUAAAAUCUGGACAAUGACAGAAGACCCAAGAAUUAUAUGGUCACCGGCGCCCGCAGAGCAACGCGCUCAAUGGAAGUCAGCCUUGGAAGGCAGCACUCCCAAUCCAGAACUGCCCGUCACGCUGGAACACAUCUUGUGCCGAGCUAUCCUCAGCCAUGACUUUGACCUUGUCCGAGCCUGUCUUUCGAAAGAGGUAGAGCUCAACAGCUGGGUCCAUGAGUCGGUUGGAAUGCGCCUGUCUCUUGACCUAGUGGAGAUUCUCAUGCCUGCAGGGCUUGACGUGAAUUACAAUCUCGGUCGGCAGGGAUACUAUAUUACCAUCGCUGUCCGGAAAAACGAUCUCAGUCUUGCCGAGUACCUCUUACAGCACGGGGCUGAUGUGAACAAGCCGGGCAUGGUGUACCAGUUUCCGGCUGUCGCACUGGCGGUCUCGAAUGACAAUGCCGAGAUGGUGGAGCUGUUGAUUCAACAUGGCGCCCAGAUUGAUGGUUCUGGCGCGUUAGGGAUGGCGGCUGCACAUGGCAAGUUGAAAAUGCUCGACCUGCUACUGUUCAAAUAUGGAGUGGAUAUCAAUAUCAAUGAUAAUGACCGGAAGACUAAUCACCUUCGGUUUAUCAUGAAGAAUAAAGACUUUACGGCGUUGCACGAGGCAGCCGCUGCAGGCCAGGUUGAUGCUGUUACUUACUUGCUGAAGCAUGGGGCCAAUGCGGAUCUGGAGGCUGAGGGACGAACGCCUGUCAUGGUAGCUCGGGAGCGAGAACACUGGGAGGUGGUGGAAUUAUUGGAGAAAUAGUCAAGAUCUGUAUUUAUUUUUGUCUGCGGAGGACCCUAGCAGGUGGGGAUGCGGGGCGGACGGGUUCGGAGCGGAUCGGUGUGGGGAAGGGCAAGCCCACGGUUCCUGGUGAGAUCUACUUGGUUAGAAGUCUCUACAUUUUAUUUACAGGACUGAUCAACUGUGCUUUGAUGUAUAUUUAUAUACAUUUUCAGCAUUGUGGAUUUAUAUUGAAGCGCAUACGCGAUAACCAUCGACCAAGCAUCUGCUUGAACAAGAACCCAAUCGCUA
Aspergillus campestris IBT 28561 is the source of this 1100-nucleotide messenger RNA. RefSeq names its product ankyrin repeat domain-containing protein. Bases 51 to 830 code for a protein of 259 amino acids. Lineage: Eukaryota; Fungi; Ascomycota; Eurotiomycetes; Eurotiales; Aspergillaceae. The transcript has a single exon. Gene Ontology annotation, biological process: RNA processing. Gene Ontology annotation, molecular function: protein binding; RNA nuclease activity; RNA binding. The record is from RefSeq and is a predicted model, not a curated record.